This is a messenger RNA of Gavia stellata (red-throated loon), 7037 nucleotides long. It is a transcript of the gene SYNJ1, whose product is annotated as synaptojanin 1. The transcript is spliced from 32 exons. Gene Ontology annotation, biological process: brain development; phosphatidylinositol dephosphorylation; synaptic vesicle endocytosis. Gene Ontology annotation, molecular function: nucleic acid binding; phosphatidylinositol-4,5-bisphosphate 5-phosphatase activity. Gene Ontology annotation, cellular component: perinuclear region of cytoplasm; presynapse. The record is from RefSeq and is a predicted model, not a curated record. The coding region runs from base 11 to 4735 and encodes 1574 amino acids. Lineage: Eukaryota; Metazoa; Chordata; Aves; Gaviiformes; Gaviidae.
UUAAGGCAAAAUGGCUUUCAGUAAAGGAUACCGUGUCUAUCACAAGCUGGAUCCACUUCCAUUCAGUGUGAUAGUGGAAACCAGAAACAGAGAAGAAUGUCUCAUGUUUGAAUCCGGAGCUGUGGCUGUCCUCUCUUCUGCAGAAAAAGACACGAUCAAGAAUACCUACUCCAAAGUAAUGGAUGCAUAUGGACUCUUGGGUGUAUUGAGAUUAAAUCUUGGAGACACAUUGUUACAUUAUCUGGUUCUAGUAACAGGAUGCAUGUCAGUGGGAAAGAUUCAAGACUCUGAAGUUUUUCGAGUUACUUCCACUGAAUUUGUAUCAUUACGAAUUGAUUCAACAGAUGAGGAUCGUAUUUCAGAAGUGCGCAAAGUUUUGAACUCGGGAAACUUUUAUUUUGCAUGGUCUGCAACUGGUGUCAGUUUAGAUCUUAGUCUCAAUGCUCACCGCAGCAUGCAGGAGCACACUACUGACAAUAGGUUUUUCUGGAACCAGUCACUGCAUUUACAUCUGAAGCACUAUGGUGUGAACUGUGAUGACUGGUUGCUACGGCUCAUGUGUGGAGGAGUGGAGAUAAGGACAAUUUAUGCGGCUCACAAGCAGGCAAAGGCUUGUCUCAUUUCACGACUAAGCUGUGAACGGGCUGGCACCAGAUUUAAUGUCCGGGGAACAAAUGAUGAUGGUCAUGUUGCUAAUUUUGUUGAAACAGAGCAGGUGAUAUUUUUAGAUGACGCUGUGUCAUCUUUCAUACAGAUUCGAGGAUCUGUUCCAUUAUUUUGGGAACAGCCAGGCCUGCAGGUGGGAUCCCAUCGUGUCAGAAUGUCAAGGGGUUUUGAGGCAAAUGCACCAGCUUUUGACAGGCAUUUCCAAACUCUUAAAAAUUUAUAUGGCAAGCAAAUUAUUGUAAAUUUACUUGGGGCAAAAGAAGGGGAGCACAUGCUCAGCAAAGCUUUUCAGAGCCAUUUGAAAGCAUCUGAACAUUCAGCUGAUAUCAAAAUGGUGAACUUCGACUAUCAUCAAAUGGUUAAAGGUGGAAAGGCAGAAAAACUACACAGUGUGCUUAAACCUCAAGUCCAGAAAUUCUUAGAGUGUGGAUUUUUUUAUUUUGAUGGAAAGGAAGUUAAAAGAUCUCAAAGCGGUACUGUCAGAACAAACUGCUUGGACUGUCUGGAUAGAACAAACAGCGUGCAGGCUUUCUUUGGCUUAGAGAUGCUAACAAAACAACUGGAGGUAUUAGGAUUAGCUGAGAAGCCUCAGUUGGUUACUCGCUUUCAGGAAGUUUUCCGAUCCAUGUGGUCUGUGAAUGGUGAUUCUGUUAGUAAAAUUUAUGCUGGAACUGGAGCCCUUGAAGGAAAAGCUAAGCUGAAGGAUGGUGCUCGUUCUGUGACCAGAACGAUUCAAAAUAACUUUUUUGAUAGCUCCAAGCAGGAGGCCAUUGAUGUUUUGUUAUUGGGAAAUACCCUAAAUAGUGAUUUAGCAGAUAAAGCACGGGCUCUCUUAACCACCAGCAGUUUACGCGUUUCAGAGCAAUCAUUACAAUCAGCAUCUGUAAAAGUGCUAAAGAGUAUGUGUGAAAACUUUUAUAAGUAUGCAAAACCGAAAAAAAUUAGAGUCUGCGUCGGGACGUGGAAUGUCAACGGGGGGAAGCAGUUUCGAAGUAUUGCCUUUAGAAAUCAGACCCUCACUGACUGGCUUCUAGAUGCACCAAAGUUAGCUGGUAUUCAUGAGUUCCAAGAUCGCAAAAGCAAGCCUGUAGACAUAUUUGCCAUUGGAUUUGAAGAAAUGGUGGAGUUAAAUGCAGGAAACAUUGUGAAUGCCAGCACAACCAAUCAGAAGCUCUGGGCUGCUGAACUGCAGAAGACUAUAUCAAGAGAUUACAAGUAUGUGCUGCUGGCUUCUGAGCAGUUGGUGGGCGUCUGCCUUUUCGUGUUCAUCAGGCCCCAGCAUGCUCCUUUUAUCAGGGAUGUUGCUGUUGAUACUGUAAAGACUGGCAUGGGAGGAGCCACUGGUAAUAAAGGUGCAGUAGCAAUUCGGAUGUUGUUUCAUACAUCCAGUCUUUGCUUUGUCUGCAGUCAUUUUGCUGCAGGGCAAUCACAAGUUAAAGAGAGAAAUGAAGACUUCGUAGAAAUAGCUCGCAAGCUUGGCUUUCCAAUGGGAAGGAUGCUCUUUUCCCAUGACUAUAUCUUUUGGUGUGGUGAUUUUAAUUAUCGAAUAGAUAUUCCAAAUGAGGAGGUUAAGGACCUAAUACGACAACAAAAUUGGGAUCCCCUUAUAGCAGGAGACCAACUUAUCAAUCAGAAAAAUUCUGGACAGAUUUUUAGGGGAUUUUUGGAAGGGAAAAUAAAUUUUGCUCCUACAUACAAAUAUGAUCUGUUUUCUGAUGACUAUGACACCAGUGAAAAAUGUCGUACACCGGCAUGGACAGAUCGUAUUCUUUGGAGAAGAAGAAAAUGGCCUUUUGACCGAUCAGCUGAAGACCUGGAUCUUCUGAAUGCUAGUUUUCAUGAUGACAGUAAUGUCCCUUACACAUGGAAUCCUGGUACUUUGUUGCACUACGGAAGAGCAGAGCUGAAAACAUCUGAUCAUAGGCCUGUGGUUGCAUUGAUUGACAUCGACAUAUUUGAAAUUGAAGCAGAAGAGAGACAAAAAGUUUAUAAGGAGGUGAUCGCAAUGCAAGGACCACCUGAUGGUACUGUAAUGGUCUCCAUCAGAAGUUCUUCAGCAGAAGAAAACUAUUUUGAUGAUAACUUGAUUGAUGAUCUCCUUCAAAAAUUUGCAAGCUAUGGUGAAGUUAUACUUAUAAGGUUCGUGGAAGACAAGAUGUGGGUAACAUUUUUAGAAGGAAGCUCUGCUUUGAAUGUUAUGAAUUUGAGUGGUACUGAGCUACUAGGAAGGAUUAUAAACAUAAGCUUGAAAAAUCCAGACUGGAUCAGAAGUUUGGAAGAUGAAAUGAAUCUAGAGAAGAUUAAUAUUGGUCUGCCUUCAUCAACUAGCUCCACUUUGCUUUGUGAAGAUGCUGAGGUUACUGCAGACUAUGAUAUGGAAGGAGACAUUGAUGACUAUAGUGCUGAAGUAGAAGAAAUCCUUCCUCAACAUCUACAGCCAACUUCAAGCUCUGGUCUUGGAACCUCCCCAAGCUCUUCACCGCGUUCCAGUCCCUGUCAAUCCCCUACACUGUCAGAUGGACCUACGCUCCCAGUAAGACCGAGCCGAGCACCAACAAAAACUCCUGGACCACCUGUUUCCACACACAGUGUGUAUUACAUUGCUGGACUGCCUCUCCAGCAGAAAGAGUCUUCUCAGAGCUUGGAGCCUAAGCGUCCUCCACCACCUCGCCCCGUUGCUCCUCCUGCACGCCCCGCUCCACCACAGAGGCCACCUCCACCAUCAGGCGGUAGGAGUCCUGCACCUGCUAGAAAAGAAUUUGGAGGUCUUGGAGCUCCUCCCAGUCCUGGGGUAGCUAGGAGAGAAGUAGAAGCACAAAAAAGUCCUGGAACACAAAGAAAAGAUAACUUAGUUCGUACUCAGCCUCCACCUUCAGCUGGAAUUUCAAGCACAGGAACUGCUGGAUAUGGUACAACCAGACCGACUGUUCCACCUCGAGCUGGAGUUAUUAGUGCACCACAAAGCCAUGUCCGUCCCUCUGGGGGAAGACCAGCGCCUGAAACUCAAACCAAACCAGCUGAACCACCAAGGGGCUCACCAUUGCUUCCUGAACCACUAAAGCCUCAGGCUGCUGGACCUGCUCAGCCAACCACUCAGCCACUGCCUGUGCUAAGGAUGCAGGAGCCUCUGAUACCUGUGGCAUCACAUCCAUCUCAGACAAGUGCCCCACAAAGUCUGGAACCCCCACAACCGCCCCCUCGUAGCCGAUCAUCUCACAGUUUGCCUUCUGAAUCUGCUCCUUCACAGCAGCAAAUUAAAACAAAUGGAAACUAUGGCACUAAACUUGAAACACAAUUAAACAGUGACCCUUUUGAAGAUUUGUCAUUUAAGCUGCUUGUGUCAAAGAUGCAGACGUCUGUUCGAACAUCACCUGUUCCGACUUUAAACCAAAAGGAGUUGAUACAGUUGCCUUCAGCAACACAAAGAAAUGCUGAUAUUUUGAAUACUGUAAAUUGCAUGCCAGCAAUGCCUCCUAUUCCAACCUUUAGCACAUCCCAGGAACAUAUGCGCAGCUCUCCAAAUCCAUUUAUUACUGGACUGAACUGCACAAAUCCAUUCACUGAAAGAACUCCUAAUGCUGGAAACCCAUUUAGAACAGAAACACAAAAGUCUGAAAUAACUUCACAUUCACUAGAAGGACGUGCCGCUUGCAAUCCUUUCCCUUCUCUAAAUCCCCCCAGUUGUAAUACAAGCAAGCCUGUAUUUUCUGUUGAUGCAUCUGAAAACACUUUUUGCUUGCGAAGUAAAUCUCUCAUGGUAAAAAAUGUACAGCCAAAAGGAUGGGUAACGUUUGAUGAUGAGGAGGAGAAUUUCAAUAUAAAGCUAAAGCCAUCUAAAACUGGAUCUCCAGAUUUGCUGGGCACUGAACAAAAUACUUUUCUUGGUUCAGACUUUAACUUUGAUAAUGACUGGAAUAAAAGUUCUACUGAUUGCUUCUAUACAAUGCCAGCAAGAAGACUACCUGCACCUCCUAUACCAUCAAGAAUAACCAGCAACAGAUCCCCCGCAGAUCCUUUCACUUCUUUGGCACCUAAGGUGUCACCAACGCAAGAUUUUACAGAAAGAUAGAUGUUUAAAAAUAUGAGGUUAUAUUUGUUGCUACAUUUAUCCAGUAGAAAAAUUGGGCAUUUGAGAUUAUUCUGUGUGCAAUAAUUGAUUGUAAAAUGCACUGAAACUUAACUCUACUCAUAAACAGCCACUAUUGUUUGUGUAUAAAUUUUGAGUAUGUAUAUAUGGUAGAGCACAAAAAAUUGUCUGAAAUUUAUUAAAAUGCUGAUGUAAUAGUAUUUGAAUAGACAGAGAAAAGAAGGAUGAGCUACUAAUCUCAUUAAAAUAUACAAAUCUUGGAAAUAGUUUUUGCUUAGGGAGCUCUCUCAUUUCUGUUCCCCUUUGUGGAAUUUAAAAAAAAAAGAUGCUCCCUGCUGGUAGCAUCCCCACUCCCUUUUUACUGUUUCGUUAAUUGAUAUUUAUAAGUAUUUACCAAAGAUCUGCCAAAGUUUGAGAUUUGAAUGUUCACAAGUAUUGUUUAGAAGUUGUUUAAUUUAUAACAGAGGCUAUGAUAUUUGUAAGGCUUAUAUUUGAAUUUGAGGCACAACAAAAAUAGUUUAAUUUCAAAAUACAAACAAAACUGUGCAUAUUAAUAUAUUCAAUAGUUGACUUUAAUUUUCUGUGUCGGUACAUUUCAGCUAUUAAAUAUUAUUGUGACAUAUAUUCACUAGCGUUACUUCAGAAUAAUUGUUCCAUAUCAUCCAUUUAUUCGUUACUAUUUUGAAGAUACUUUUUUCCACAAAUUGGAAACAACUGAUACAACAAGUUUUCCCGCAACCUCUGGAAAUAAAUUCUCCUUGGGUUUUGAGAUAUAAAGCAGUCUUUACCAGUUGCAGACAAGAUACUGGAGUUGGCUUGUCCUACUCUCCUGUUUUGCACAUCAGAAGGGUUUUCUUGUCCUAUAGAAAGACCUGAGCGAGGGAAUCAGCAGCCAUGUUACAACAUCAGAGAAGGAGAAAGUCAUCUUAAUGUGAUUGGGCUGUCUGCUCAGCAUCCUCCCCAUCUACUAGACUUACAGCUGUAUUUUCAAAAUCUUGCUUUCAAAGAGAAGAGGAGAACAGUAAUUCUCUGAGCUGAACAAUAUAAUUCGUUCACUUUUGCAGUUAAAACUAAAUGAGUGACUCUUCCUUGCCCAGAGAGAGUGAGCAUCCUCUGUGUGGAGCUGCUUUGAGGCUAGUGAAGGCUAGGUCACAGUUCUACGUAUUAUGCUGUAAAAAUGCAACUCUUUGUGCUUUUAUGAUUUUCUAAAGCUCACCUGAGAUUACAUAAAAUACGACAUUUUGUUAUCUUGAGGCAAUUUAAAAUAAAUUAUUUCCUUAGCUCCAUUUAUAUACGCUAUAAAACCCCGCAGUUCUCCUUACAGUUCGCAGUGUCUUAGGACAUAGCUCGUAUGCGCAGCUGCGUACUUUCAUCCAAAACUGCAUGUGUCACAAUGUUGUCAUCUCUCGGGGGACUGCACAUACAUGCCUACACGCACUGGCUUACUUGCCAACAAACUGUACUGGUUCUGCAAAACCAGGGACUGAAACACAACAUAACAGCAUAUUUAUAGUAGCAAAAUACAUGAUGACAGUACUUUUUUUUAAAUUCUCAAGUGCUAUCAAAACAUUAUUUAUAAAAUAAUCCACUCUUCCUUUAAACAGUAGUGGUUAGCCAUGAGCUGCAGGUGGAUAGAGGAGUGACGAUAGCGAGUUUUAUAUCGUGCUUUUUUCCGUUCGGGUCAUUGAACAGUACUUGUACAUUUUACACAGCAGUGGUACUAUACUCCUUGUGCUUUGGUAUGUGAAUUACCUUGUUUUAAACUGUUGCUAUAAACAUCUGUGUGAUUGGUGUGUUGGUAUAUUCUUACAUUAGCAAAACAAUUUUGGGGGGAAACUUUUUGCUAGUGGGAGUUAAGUGAUAAAUAUGUUCUUUGUUGACUAUUUAAUUACAGUGAUUAAAAACUACUGUCUAAAAUGUACCUGGUAUACAGCACCUCUACACUUUUUGGGAUUAUGGAGAUUGACAGCAAAGCACUGCAAAGAUCACAAGAAAUGCUCCAAAACUAUAGUGUAUAUAUAUAGCUAACCGCUGUAACAUGUAUUAACGAAAAUAAUUACUAGCAGAAGUUCUGAAAAUACUAAGAGUUAAAAUUAGAAACGCUCCACACAUUUUCAUGAAUUCUGUGUUCCCUGUGGUAAAUUGCUCUGUUAAAUGUAACGAUUUUCUUGCUUGUGGCACACACGUAUUUAUGGCUGUAUCCGUUCCAGAGCUGCAGUAUUGAAACUCAGUGGCGUACAACAUUCCGUAUCUGCCCUGUGGAAGGCGGUGGUGUAUUGAUGAA